AUGAUGAUGAACCAGACCACUGUGACCAACUUUAUCAUCCUUGGCUUCUCAGCCUUCACAGAUGUCCGUCUUCCUAUUUUCUUUUUCUUCCUCUUCGUAUACUUGGCCACCCUGACUGGUAAUGGAGCCGUUGUCUACAUUGUGCGUUCAGAUCCUGCUCUGAACUCUCCCAUGUACUUCUUCUUGUGUAACUUAUCAAUCUUGGAGAUAGUCUACUCCUCCGUCACUAUGCCAAAAAUUCUUACAAAUCUCCUAUCGAAGGACAAGAAAAUCUCAUUUCACAGUUGUGCCAUUCAGAUGUUUUUCUUCUUAGCACUGGGAACCACUGAAUGUCUUCUUCUGGCCGUCAUGGCCUUUGACCGGUUCAUCGCCAUAUGUAGACCUCUUUAUUAUAGUUUGGUCAUAAGUGCCCAGAACUGUUGCCGUCUUUCUGCAUUUUCCUGGUUGUCUGGAGCUAUACUUUCCAUGGGGCAGACCUUGUUUAUCUUCAGCCUGCCCUUUUGUGGGCCAAAUGUUAUUGACCACUUUUUUUGUGACAUACCUCCAGUCCUGAAGCUAGCAUGCUCAAGAACAUACUUGAAUGAGAUUGCCAUCUUCAGUGUAUGUGUGGUCAUACUUCUGAUGCCCUUCCUUCUCAUUCUAGGAUCCUACACUCAAAUCAUCUCAACCCUACUGAAAAUGACCUCUGUAGACAACCGUGGCAAAGCGUAUUCCACUUGCAUAUCUCACCUGACUUCAGUCACUCUUUUCUAUGGCACAGCUUCUUUUAUGUACUUUCGGCCUCGAUCCUCGUAUUCUCUGGAGACUGACCGUUUCUUGGCUCUCUUUUACAGUGUGGUGACUCCUAUGUUAAACCCUCUUAUCUACACGUUAAGGAAUCAAGAAGUAAAGCUUUCAUUUCUUAGGAUUCUGAGACGUCUUCACAUUUUAUGUAACAAGUAA
Bufo bufo (common toad) is the source of this 942-nucleotide messenger RNA. Its product is annotated as olfactory receptor 10C1-like. NCBI's taxonomy places the organism in Eukaryota, Metazoa, Chordata, Amphibia, Anura, Bufonidae. The transcript has a single exon. Gene Ontology annotation, cellular component: membrane. Gene Ontology annotation, molecular function: olfactory receptor activity; G protein-coupled receptor activity. The record is from RefSeq and is a predicted model, not a curated record. The coding region runs from base 1 to 942 and encodes 313 amino acids. Gene Ontology annotation, biological process: G protein-coupled receptor signaling pathway.